AGUUCUUGUUGGGUAAAUGAACUAAAUGAUAUAAGUAACAUGAACAAUGACAAAUGUUCAAAUAUGAACAACACAUUUGUAAACAAGAAUAAUAUGUAUUUUGAUGAGACUCUUAAUUAUAAUAGUAAUAUGGUAGAUUGUGGAAUGAAUUUUGAUAUGCUUGAUAAUAAUGCAUAUAAAGUUGUGGAAUUUUGUUUUACUGAUUAUGAAUAA
Molecule: messenger RNA, 213 nt
Organism: Plasmodium adleri (nom. inval.)
Lineage: Eukaryota; Apicomplexa; Aconoidasida; Haemosporida; Plasmodiidae
Source: the annotation of a RefSeq genome assembly